Plasmopara halstedii is the source of this 8184-nucleotide messenger RNA. Its product is annotated as EF-hand domain pair. The transcript has a single exon. The record is from RefSeq and is a predicted model, not a curated record. Gene Ontology annotation, cellular component: non-motile cilium; cytoskeleton. Gene Ontology annotation, molecular function: calcium ion binding. Lineage: Eukaryota; Oomycota; Peronosporomycetes; Peronosporales; Peronosporaceae. Bases 1 to 8184 code for a protein of 2727 amino acids. Gene Ontology annotation, biological process: negative regulation of canonical Wnt signaling pathway.
AUGGCUUCUGGAUCAUCUUCGAAUGUGUCAUCACCAAAUUCGUCGGACAUUGAUCCCCAGUCUAAUGAAUCUAAAUCGUCAUCCGAUUCUGAGUCGACAGAUUCGGCGACUUCGACAAAUCAACAACGCCCGCGUUUGCGACGUCGAUGGAGAAAUUGUCAUCUUCAAUCGAAUAGCACGAAUGCUGUGCUGCCACGUGCCAAACCUGCAUCGACUUCCCUCUGGACAACACGUGAGAAGCAAUUUGAAAAGUUUCGAUCCAGUCUCCUAUCGAUGCCCGUUCCUGAUGGAGUCGGGCGUAUUAAGAAGGCGAAAGGCUUUUCAUUACACAUCAUGUCAGCUUUGAUUUGGGUGUUACCCGACUCUCUUUUGCAAUCGUCGGCAAUUCCAGCGACCAGUGAUCCAAAUGAGAGUGACAACGAAAGUGAAGAACCACUUCUCACUUUGGGCGUCCACGUGAGUUUGUUCCAUGCAGAGUCCAAGCGCUUUUUUGGCAAUACGUGGGUUAGUCCAGAGCUUGCAGUCGACCCAUUUGCGAUCAAGCAAAUUCGAGAAACUAAAGACGGCACGCUGCGGUAUGUCAUUGAGAACGUCUCAUUAAACUUUCGUGCGUAUUUUAUUUCAGACAUUGUGGACACCAACUGCAUUGGUGUACUGGAAUUUGUGGCGUAUGAGAAGGACCCAGACUCAAAAGCGACUAUCCAAGUGGCUGGAUGUGGCUGGACGAUCCUUCCGCUCUUUUCACGUCAACAAACGCCACAGGAGGGUAUCUUAAACGGAUCCGCAUCUCUUCCUUCCGCCUUUUCCUUAACCACGAGCGGAGACUCGGCCAAUGUGUUUAUGGGAAGUCCUCGUUUGUUAUGGGAGCUCAAUUCAGAUGCUUGGAGUUCUCAAGACAAAUAUGACGGGAGCAAGUUAUAUUACCAGCUCAGCCAGUAUGAUCCAAUGCUAAAUGUCGCCACAUUUGUAAGAAAAAAUGAGCUUGUGAGCGCUCUGGAUCCAAUCCCAGGCUUGAAAAAUGGCAACUUGGCUAAUCUAGACGUUGGCAACAAGCCAGAAACACUGCUUCAAGACGAUGAAGACGUAAGCUAUGAAGACACGUUGGCAUCGUUUGUCAGACUGUCGUCGCUUGUGCCCAAGUCGAUACAAGUCGAAGAGCCAUUUGAAUUGAGCGUGGCUGCUACGCGCGUGGUUGUCAAUAUGCGUGAUGAGAUUGAAGCAAAUUUAGUUGCACGGUUGAGGAUCAGUCGCAAGGCUAUCUACGAAGGUGCAAUGAGUGUGGUAGGCGAAGUGUCUGCUCGUGUACUUAAGUUUGCUCUUCACAAUGGACGUUGCUUUCGAACUCGACAAUUUACCGUACCGCUCAAGGCUCAUCCAAAUGGUGGCGACACACUUAUGUGUGUUCGCAACCAGUCCAGGUUACGAGGCUUUGUCUUUCAUCCAAACAUGGCAAUCGUGGUUGUACUACAAUUCACUGUUCAUUUUCGGAUCAUCUGGCCAGUUAAGCUUAAGCAACAAGCUCUGGAAGCAAACAAACCUCCUCUACCCGAAGAAGAUGUCGUUUUGGUGACAAUGGGUGCACGAGCACUCGUUCCAAGUGACGGUAAGAAACUGUACUUGUACGACAAGUACCAUCUCGCGACAGCAGCGUCUGCAGAACCACUGACAGUACUAGAUGGCGUACCACUACAAGCGCAAGCAGAGCAACGUCAGGUUCUCCACGUCGACCUUCUGUCAGGAGCUCCUUGUCGUCCAUACUCGGACAAUACGUUGUACACUCCACCAGAUCAACUGACACGGUCACUUUACAGCCGCGAAGUAUCGCUCAAAGACUCAUUUGCGUUUUGUGAUCUCAUGCUUACGCUAGAUGAAGAUAUCACAGUCACCGAGAAACCGAGUGAACAUUUAAUAACUCCGUCACCACCUUGUGAAGAAGAAAAAGAGAAAAUUGAAGACUGUGCUGCUGAUCUAUGGGCGAAAAAGCUACUGAACAAAGCGAAUGACAACCCGUUGCUGGCUCAGACGCUCAACGCGCUAGCUACGUCUCCUCUGAAAGAGAAAAUUUCAGCUGCGAAACCUCCAUCCCCAUCAAAGAAACAUAGCACACAACUUGCGGUUUCCACGACUCAAAUUCCGGAUGUCCCGAUAACGGAGCUUAGCCGUGCAUCCAAGACGCUAUUGAGCCGGUACGGCUACAUGGAGUCUCACGACAAGCCACUAGACUCUCCACCUAACAAUCAAACGGCACACGAUGAAAGUAAAGGCCGACAAAAUUCUGAUCGCAUGGCUAAGUCCAUCGAAACUGAGGUGAACGAUCUAUUCAAGGCCAACGAGAUCCGUUUUCAUUUUGCAGCUUUUAAAGCAAAUAGUCGUGAAACUCAAAAGAAUGUUUAUAACCCAGCACCCUCGCGAGUGUAUUUUACCUUUCAAUUCUACCAUUUUCCUCCGACGCGCUCAGAAACGUUGCGUUUGAGCAAAGCCUUUGACAAUGGAGCUUGUAAGGAUAUCCAAACGUUUCUUCUUAUGCGUGAUAAGAUGGUCAAUAAACCAGCACUAGCGAUCCAAUUUGAUGUCGACACAACUGCAAGUAUGAAUCCUCUCGAGACGCGUCACUUUGCUGAAUACUUGAAAUGGCACAAUCUAUACGUCGACGUGUGGGAUGCGGACAGUCUUUUUCAACUUGGUACAAUUAUCAUACCUCUGCAUGAACUGCUUCGACAAGGAACUAAAGUCAAGAAAUUUCAAGCUGAAGUCGAAAUCUUGCCACCACUGGAAGCCACGACCAGAUGUCGAGAUGUCUUUACUUUUCCUGACACAACGAAUAGAGCGGAUAAAUUCGAAAUCGGAAGGAUCCAACUCCUCAUGAGCUGCUAUGGAGUAAAAGGAGAGCAUUUAAUUGAUCAACAGGCAACAUAUGCAGAUCAAGAUACGACAGUACAGACUCACAACCCACAACCACAAAAAGCCAAGAAUUGCGUUUGCGCUCGUCCACUGGUCGAAACAAACGCUGAGCUCCAUCGCCGAUUGUCUGAAAAUGGUUUUUAUAAUGAGAAUACGGAGAACGUUCAGACAUUGCAGCGUCGGUCGCGUCCAAUGUGUCUCAAGAAAUCGACGCUGACACCAAAAGAAAUUGACAUUCUAUGCAAUCUGUUUGGAUCUCGUAAUGCUGAAAGAAACUCAACUACAUCCCACUCGACGCGAAUCAAGUGCGAUUUCAAGAAUAAAACGGGAUUACUAGCUCUGUUGUCGAUGCGACCACCCGAUAUCAAGUCCAACCGAGCUAAUGAAGCGGCAAUUUCUGUCAAUAAGCAUCACACAGCCGUACAGGUAGAAAAAACGACUAAUGUUGAUGAUUGUAGCAAUGAAAACCGUUUAAAUUACAUAGUGAAUCUAGCAGCGCAACACCAAAGCGCCUUAGCUCAUGCGUUUGCAGGUAUGGACAUUAAUCAUGACGAAUAUUUAACUCCAGACGAGUUUUUUAGAGCAAUACAAUCCCUGGGUUCGGCGUUAGGGGAUCUUUCCGAAAAAGACGUCAAGCUUCUGUUUGAUUUACUGGAUUCGAACCAAGAUGGCAAGAUUGCGUAUCGUGAGCUGAAACAGUUUGUAAAGGAGCCAAUUUAUUUGUCAAGAACAAAGUGGCACGAUCAGAUCAAAACGAUUCUCGAACGUGCAAAGGAUAGAGGUAUUUCUGUUUAUGAUGUGUUUGCUGAGCUGGACGUCUUGAAAGAUGGAAAGCUCUCGUUUGAUGCAUUUGAUCGUGGACUUAAGCAGUUAGACGAUUCGUCACGUAUUAACAGUGAAAUUGUGCAGAGUUUCCUUAUGGAAUCGAAACAACAUCACGAAGGCACUAUUUCAUACAUCGAAUUUUUAGAAUCUUUUGGAAUAUCUAGCGAUGCAAAUAAAGAAGAACUCGCGAACGAAACAUUCAAAGAAAUGACUGAAAGUAUACGUGGGAUAGUCAAUCGGUUAGAUAAGCAAGGAAUUGAGUUUCGAGAAGCUUUUGCACAUUUUGAUACGGAUCGGAACGGUACUUUGUCAAUUGACGAGUUUUCAAAGGCAUUAUCUCGACUCAUACAAAUUGAUGGGAGCACGAAAGACACAUUGAAAGCAACUGAGCAAGAUCUACUGACAAAAUUUAUGAAAACAGUUAAGACUGACGGAGAUGGAAAGAUUAAUUACCAUGAGUUUUUGACGGCAUACGGCGUCACAGCUAUGGACACGCAACACGAGACAGCUCAGAGUACACAAGCAGCCCGCCUUGAAGCAGAGAGGAAGCUUAUCAAGCUGAUUGGUCGAGCCAUGGAUCGUGGGAUGACUUUGAAGCAAGUAUUCGAUCAGCUCGACGCGAUUCCAGACGGUGGGAUCUCUGUAUUCGACUUUCAGCAAAAUCUAGAAAAGUUGCUAUUAGCACAAGAAAUGAGCCUUGAUGACGCUCAACUUAUCACUGAUCGCUUUAAUGUGAUAGAAGACGGAAUAUUUUCUCGAGAAGAAUUUCAGGAGUUCGGUGCUGAAAUAAGUAAGAAACAGCAGACUCUGGCUACAUACUUUGCUCCUCACUUGGAGAAAUUAUCGAGUCUUUCUUCAAAAGUAGCAAACGAUUGUUGGACAUCGGUAUGUCAAGCAGAAAUGAACAUAUCAUUGCUAGAAAUGGAGACUAAAGUGUGGCCAUUGAUGUCGUACUUCGACUUUGUAAGCGAAGAUGGCAGCGUCAAUGCUCACGAGUUGCGAAAGUGGUGUUCAUCAGUCGAGUGUGCAUCGUUAAGAAAAUCAACAGACAGCUAUGCCGCUACAGAGCGAUUCAAGCAGCUACUACUGACUGCACAAAGUCAAGGGGUAGAUUUGCAAGCGAGUUUUGCGCACUUUAAUGAGGAUCAAGACGGCAAAUUAACGCGAUUUGAAUUCAAAAGAGGGUUAAAAGUUCUUGAAUCGUUCCAAGACAUGAGUGAAGCUGAGUUUGACGCAUUGUGGAAUGGACUGGACAAAGAUAACAGCGGAACGAUUGACGUGGAAAAGUUUAGGACCCUUCUGACGGAGUUGAAUAGUGUAGCAGAACAUUUACAUAGCGAUAAUGAGACUGAGCCAUAUCUGCCUCCGGUUAUCAUUUCCUACCAACAGAGCACCAUGGAGAAGCUGCGAAAGCUGCUACUCCACGCUGAAGCUAAUGGAAUUGAGUUGACAAAUUAUUUCGCCCACUUUGAUACCAACAAGAACGGAGUAAUGACAACACAAGAGUUUGGUAAGACUAUUAAACAGCUUCCCGGUUUUGACGACAUUUCUGAUGAAGAGAUCUCAACAUUUGCUAAAAUUCUUGAUAAGGACGAUAGCGGAAGUGUAUCGCGUGAGAAGUUUGAUGCCUUUUUGAGAGAUUCGACGCGAUCUCUUAUCGAUGGUGUCGAGGUCUAUGAUGAAGAUCCCAAAUUUUCUAUCGCGGCUUCUAAUGAUGCUUCGGAAAGUAAAGAUCUUGAAUUAUCGGCGUGUGCAGAUGAGAUGGGUCAUCCUAGCGAUUCGAUAAAUAAGGAUGCUGUCAAGACGGAACAAGAGCACGAAGAAGCUUUUAAAUCUGAACAGUCUCUUUGUCAGAUCUUAGAAAUAAGAUCUGAAGGAAAUAGAAACCCAUUAGAAGAAAAGGUCGAUAUCUCCGAAGAUAAAAGCGUCUUUGGUGGAGCAGAAAGGAUUGGGACGAGUAUUCCACUCACCGAACAAGUAAUAUUACCUCGCUCGUUAUCUGAAAAAUCUCCUGAUGGUCCACCGCCGCAAACGGAAACCAAAACGGAUGAUACUUCACAAGUCAAUUUUAAAUUGACAAAAGAGGCAACGAAAGGUCUGUCACAAUUUAAGAAACUACUCCAAACAGCAUUUCAAAAGGAAGUCACUGUGCAACAAUCUUUCAGUCAUUUCGACAAGAAAGCUGAUGACUUCGUGUCGUACAACGACUUUAAAACAGGACUACGCGAGCUAGGUUCUGACUUUGUUAAUCUCUCGGAUAAUGACAUUCUUUUGAUGGCCAAAACGUUAGACAGCAAGCAACGGAACGGACUUUGUGUGGAAGACCUGAUGACUUUUUUUGAAAUUCCAGACACAAGCGAACAUUUUAAAAACAAUGCCAAAUCUACCAUCGCUGAAAAUGAAGCAACAUUUACUUUUAACGCCAGCGAAGUGCCAAUUCAGACGCCACGAAAUCGUUUUCCAGACGUUGAGACUUCCAAAUCAUCAACAGACUCGAGUACAAUCGUACAAGAGAACACUCAAAGAGUUGAUAUACCAACCGUCAGAGCUACACCGAGAACUGAGGUAUCAGCUGCAGACAAUCUUGCGUGCAAUUAUCCUUUUCACAGUGAUCCUGAAAUACGAGCUGUUGAGUUGAAGGUUCGUCAAAUUGCUGUGAAAGCUUAUCAACGUGGAACUUUGCCGCUCCGAGUUGUAACAAGAUUUCUAGAAGAUGCCGACGAUCAUCGUGGUCGAAUUCCUGGCGAUAAUGGACGAGAAAAAUCUCGUCAAAAGCGCACCGAAUUGCGUCGAGUGGAAUUUCUUCAAGUCUUAAUGGAGCUUGGAUUUACAUUGCUCUCGGAUCAAGACAAAGAAGACGACCCCCAUUAUGAACCCAAAAUGAACGAUCAUCUCUACGCACGGCAAAUUGAAAGACUAGCACGGUACCGACAACAAAUGAAGAGCAACCAGGAUAAAGAGCAUAAACAGUUGGUUCGAGCUAUCACCAAGACAACAAAACAGCAUUAUUACGACAACCAAGAAGCUGAAGACAGUCUUCGUCGAUUUGAAGACAAAAAGACAAAGUUGUUACAUAUCUUGUCGUAUUACCGCGAAGGUCAAAAGAAAUCGCUAGUUCAUUCACUUCUUCGUCAACAAGUCACAACGUCCUUAACGUUAUUCCCAUCGUUCGGCGAUCUCUUGUUUUUUGAACUUUCGUUACGAAAUCCAUAUAAUCACAACGAUCGCUUUAAAGUCGAAAUUCUGCUUCCUUCAUCUCGAGACCCUGCAGUCAUCUUGGACCUUGACAUCGUACGAAAUAGUGACGAAUGGACAUUUUAUCGUGAGAAUCUACCACUUGCUUUUGGUGUUAUGGACUCAAGUGCUCAUAUCGAAGACGAAAUGAUUGAUGACCAGAAUGAAGUAGUUCUCGAACCUAACGAUCAUCUUCAAAUUCCAAUGCGUCUUCGAUGGCUUGAUAUGACAGAUCGAAUUAGGAAACAAGGAGCCACAGUUCCCAUUUCAAUUGUCAUUAAAAGCUGUUCACUUGGUCAAACAGUUGCCCUCUUUAAUAUUCAAUUACACCCGCAACCAUUUACGUGUCAUCGUGUCCUGCGCUUUUCUCAACCUGCAUCAUCUAUAUGGCGCUGGAAAUUGAAAUAUCCACGUGAUAAAUUUAUUGUGUGUAUGGAUCCAAGUGUUGCUAUGGAAGAACUACGUGGUGGACAAGAAGAUUUGUUUAAUCAUGGCAUUAUGAGCUUCAAAUGUCGCGUUGGGGACUAUCCUGCACUAGAAACGUUCUUUAUUGUACUAUACGACGACAAGUAUCAUGCUCGGACGUAUGAAGUAUGGCAGGUUCAAAUUCAAUCGAAAUUACGAGUAGAUGUACAUGCAAUUUUCGGACAAAGUGUGCAGCAUGAACUUGUGAUUAAAAGUGACGAAAUUCCAGCAAAUCAGCACGUGAAGUGUUUUACACCAAUGUAUCACCAUAAACUGAUACAAUUUCGACCUGCUCAAGUGUUUACACUAGUCCCUCAAGCAUUAAAUCGCAUUGAAUUUAAUAUUUGUGCAGUAGAAUGUGGAGGAGAGUCACAAAAGGUGAUUCUUGUUAAUCUCGUGGAUAUUGAGACACACGAACUUGUUGGUGCGUGGAGCAUUCAUGUGACACUUGCGCUUCCAGUCAUUACAAAGACAUACGAAUUGAACUUACCACUUGGUCGAGCUGUUCAAAAAAAGAUUUCGUACUUAAAUCCUUGGGAUCAACCACAGACAAUUCGACUGCGCUCUAGUGCACCAAAUCUGUUAAUACCCCGUGAAUCUGAGGUACGAUUGCCUAGUAAUGGUCAAGCUUUCAUACGCAUUGCUUUUGCUGCUCGAGAUCACUUGACUGCAGUUUCUCAAGCCAUUUAUCUGUUCAUUAACGAUAAACGUACCGAUCAGAACGAAGAGUGUUUGCUGUUUCAGGUUACGUAUGUAUAA